Molecule: messenger RNA, 1385 nt
Organism: Dermatophagoides farinae (American house dust mite)
Lineage: Eukaryota; Metazoa; Arthropoda; Arachnida; Sarcoptiformes; Pyroglyphidae
Source: RefSeq, a predicted model, not a curated record
UAAUCUCAUCUUGGCCUCAAGGAAAUAAUAAUCACAAGACAAUGUUUUUCUAACUGUUUGUUUAAAUUGAAUUUGAUUUCAAGCACUGUCAAAUGCAGAAAUUUCCGGAAAAGACAUUUGUUAUCAUCAUAAUCAUGAGCCAACAGUAAUUGAAAAACUUUGAAAUCAAAACAUACGAACCAGAUAUGUGUCCACUUGGUUGAAUUGGACACACACGCACACUUUUAAUAAAACUUUUUAAUCAAAAAAAAUUGUUUACCGUGAAUUCGGUAACUUAAAAAAAAAGAAAUAUUGAAUUUAAGAGCAAACAAACAUACGUGUUGCCCGAAAUAUCGUCAUAUUGACUUAUGAUAAGAUUGUUUGUCUGUUAUUACAUGUUAUGUCGGCAUAUACAAAUGGUCUAAGAUCAUUGUGCGCAUCGUUCCAACAAAACAAAAAAAAAGAAUUUGGCUUGUUUUAUCAUUAUGAUUAUGGUGGUGGUCAUAGUAUUCAUUUGUAUGAUAAUCAUCUCUAUACAAUACGACGAUUUGAUUCUCUCAGGUAUUUAUUUGAUGAAUUUGCCCAACAAUUUUUUCAUUUCAAUCGUGUACGAAUUUCUUUCAAUGUGCUUUCCAGUGGCAUCCAUUUUUUCUCCAGAUUUCUUUGUUCCAAACUUUAAAAUCUACAAUUUUUCGAAAAAUAAAAUUUAGAAUCAUUGUUCUGUUGUGUCGUCAAAAAUAAUCGAUAAAUUAUUGAAAUUGGUUAGAGCUUUUUCAAUUAUACGCCAUACAGUUGCUAUAUGACAAUGAAUCGUUUGAUAUUGACCUCUACUUUCACUAUGAUCAUAUUCGAAUUGAUCAUGGCCAUGGGCGAUAGUACAAAUAAAUUUGGUGGACCAUUGUUUGUAGAAGGAUCAUUGAAUGAUGUGAAUAAACUAUGGAAAUGUGCUGAUGUUAUAUCCAAUCGUAGGCUAUUUUCUGCUGCUGUUCGUGGAGAAUUGGUCAAUCGCAAAAUGAAAGGUGAUCAAAAAAUACGUCGAUUUAUUGAGAAUUGUAUCAAAUGGGGUGAUGGUUGGCGAUUCAAAAAAGAUGGCACAUCUUUAAAUUUCCGAUUUCCAUCAUCAUCGUUAUCGAUGACAGAUUAUAAUGACAAUGCUAAUGGAUCAUUAGAUGCCAAAAUUGAAUCGGUAAUCAAUGAUCAUAAAUGAACAUCAACAAUCAACAUAUAGCCAUUUGGUAAUGCUUCAAUAUUACGUUUUCUAUUAUUCGAAAAUUUUAUGAAAAAUUUGUCAUUGAUUCAGCCGAAUACCAAAUGAUCGAUUCUCUCUGAUGGAUAGAAAUGGCAAUAAAAAUAACCUAUAAAAAAUGUUCUUUUUUUCUUCAUACUCAAAUGAAAUAAAUUUUUUC